AUGUUGUUCAGCCCUACAGUUACCUUGGUUGGUGCGCUGUCUGUGGCCUUCCUGGUCGUACGCUACUUCGCACAGCUACACCGCCACCGUAAACAAUCCAAAGCCCUACACUGCAAGCCUGCACGUUCUGGCUCCUCGGCAUUCUUCGGUAUUCCAGGUUUUCUUCGGUUGACCAAGGCUGUCCGCGAAAAGCGCUGGAUCGAACAUCUCUACAACGAAUAUGCUGUCUAUGGAAAUACCUACCGCCAGACAUUCCUCACUCGCAAUCUAAUAACCACUAUCGAGCCUGAAAAUAUCAAGGCAAUUCUCGCUACCCAAUUCAAGGAUUUUUCUCUUGGAACAAGACACCAGCAAUUCGACCCACUCCUGGGCGAUGGCAUUUUCACUCUCGAUGGUGCGGGGUGGUCUCAUGCCCGCGGAUUAUUGCGUCCGCAGUUCACCAGGGACCAGGUCGCCGAUCUUUCCAUGUUGGAUGACCACAUCUCCAACUUGAUUGACCUAAUCCCCAAGGACAGGAGCAGUUUCGACAUCCAGCGUUUGUUUUUCCUGCUGACUCUGGACUCGGCAACGCAUUUCCUAUUCGGGGAAUCGGUCGAGUGCAUGCUUCCCCCUUCGGGGAAGACAGGCGUCUUGGAAAAAUGCGCCGUCGGUAGCGCACAGGGUUUCGCCAACGCCUUCGGAACCGCUCAGGAUUAUCUCGCCGCACGGAGUCGCGCCCAAGGUCUGUAUUGGGUUGUCAAUCCUAAGGAAUUCCGCGAGGCAAGCCGACAGGUGCACGAAGUCGUCGAUCAUUAUGUCAAUCUCGCCCUCGAGUCGAAACGUAACCCCGAAGAGAAGAACGAUGCUCGGUAUAUCUUCCUCGAAGCACUGGCGGCCGACACCGACGAUCCCAAAAUGCUACGCGACAACAUGCUCAAUAUUCUAUUGGCUGGUCGCGAUACCACAGCUAGUCUGCUGAGCUCGACGUUCUUCUACCUUUCCCGUCACCCUAAUGUGUGGAACCGGCUGCGCCGCGAGAUCGUGGAGGUGUUCGGAGAUGCGAAGAAUCCCCGGUCGGAAAUGACUCAGACCAAGCUGAAGGAUAUUCCCUAUCUGCGAUACGUCUUGAACGAAGUCCUUCGUCUCCAGCCUCCCGUGCCUGUCAACUUCCGCGUCUCGACAAAAGACACCUCCCUACCGGUCGGCGGUGGCGCGGACUGCCAAUCCCCGGUCUAUAUCAAGAAGGGCACGAUGGUUGCCUACAGCGUCUACGCUAUGCACCGUCGGACGGACCUGUGGGGCAAGGACGCGACUUCCUUCCGGCCCGAGCGCUGGGAGGAAAAUGCGAAGCAUGGCUGGGAAUACCUUCCUUUCAAUGGCGGGCCGCGCAUCUGUCUUGGCCAACAAUACGCUCUCACUGAGGCAAGCUACACCGUUGUUCGUCUAAUGCAGCAUUUCGAUACCCUCGAAAACGCGGACCCCCAUCCCCGACAGGAGCCUAUUAAACUGUCGAAUCUAACAAUGUCGCAUGAUCUUGGCGUGCCUAUUCGUUUGUACUCUUCGGAUAAGAUUUAG
Molecule: messenger RNA, 1554 nt
Organism: Penicillium egyptiacum
Lineage: Eukaryota; Fungi; Ascomycota; Eurotiomycetes; Eurotiales; Aspergillaceae
Source: the annotation of a GenBank genome assembly